Ilex paraguariensis (yerba mate) is the source of this 2187-nucleotide messenger RNA. The record is from the annotation of a GenBank genome assembly. NCBI's taxonomy places the organism in Eukaryota, Viridiplantae, Streptophyta, Magnoliopsida, Aquifoliales, Aquifoliaceae.
AUGAGUGGAGGAGUAAUGGAAUCUGUGGCACGGCCACCACCUGGGGUGGCUGUGGGUGGGGGUGGGGGAGCAACUGGGCAGAAGGCGAAGGAGCGAUGUGAGUACCACUUUCAGAUGCCACUGCAUUACCCGAGCAAGGAAGGCAUUCUCGAAGACUUUGCCACUCAGGGAGGUGACAGGAAAGAUGUGUUUUUCUAUCAAGCUGAUGAUCAGCAUUAUGUGCCACGAGCAUUACUGAUGGAUUUGGAGCCUAGGGUCAUUAAUGGUAUUCAAAACAGUGAAUAUCAAAACCUCUACAAUCCCGAGAAUGUAUUCAUUGCCAAUCAUGGAGGGGGUGCUGGAAAUAAUUGGGCUAGUGGAUAUCAUCAGAGAGCAUCGAAUGUGGUUGUAGAAUUGGCUCGCUUCCCACAAUUUAAGAUGUUUGCACCUGGUCAGCAGUUCAAAGUUUUUCGAGUUUUUAUAACUCUUUGGGAAAGGAUCUUGGGUAAGCAGUAUGAGGAGGAUUUAAUGGACAUGAUUGAUAGAGAAGCAGAUGGAAGUGAUAGUCUUGAGGGUUUUGUUUUAUGCCAUUCAAUUGCUGGGGGAACAGGCUCAGGUAUGGGUUCAUAUCUGUUGGAGACUUUGAAUGAUCGCUACAGCAAAAAACUUGUUCAGACAUAUAGUGUAUUUCCUAAUCAGAAUGAGACAAGUGAUGUGGUGGUUCAGCCUUACAACUCCCUUUUAACACUUAAGCGACUGACACUGAAUGCUGAUUGUGUAGUUGUUCUUGAUAAUACUUCGCUUAAUAGAAUUGCCGUGGAGCGUCUACAUAUUACAAAUCCUUCUUUUACCCAAACAAAUUCUUUAGUUUCUACUGUAAUGUCCGCAAGUACAACAACACUGCGUUAUCCAGGAUACAUGAACAAUGACUUGGUUGGACUUCUUGCUUCUUUGAUCCCAACACCAAGAUGUCACUUUUUGAUGACGGGUUAUACACCACUCACAGUGGAGCGCCAUGCCAGUGUGAUUCGUAAAACAACUGUACUAGAUGUGAUGAGGAGACUUCUUCAGACAAAAAAUAUUAUGGUUUCCUCUUGUGCUCGGACCAAAGAAGCUAGUCAGGCGAAAUACAUAUCGAUAUUAAACAUCAUUCAAGGAGAGGUGGAUCCUACUCAGGUUCAUGAAAGUUUGCAAAGAAUACGUGAAAGAAAGCUUGUUAAUUUUAUUGAAUGGGGCCCUGCAAGCAUUCAGGUUGCUCUUUCUAGGAAGUCUCCUUAUGUUCAAACUGCCCAUAGGGUGAGCGGUCUUAUGCUAGCAAGUCAUACUGGUAUCCGCCACCUAUUCAGCAAGUGUUUGAGCCAGUAUGAGAAGCUGAGAAAGAGGCAAGCUUUUCUUGAUAAUUACAGGAAUCACCCAAUGUUUGCUGACAAUGAUCUUUCAGAAUUUGAUGAAUCUAGAGACAUAAUUGAAAGUUUAGUUGAUGAAUAUAAGGCAUGUGAGUCCCCAGAUUACAUCAAAUGGGGAAUGGAGGAUCCGGACCACGUUCUAACAGGGGAAGGAAGUGCUUCAGGAACAGUGGAUCCAAAGUUAACAGUAUGAAGUAACCAAGAAUAUGCUUUACUGGUUGGAUGUUGAUGUGAUGUGAUGUGAUUUGUCGUAGAGGUGGAACAGGAUUUCCAUGUGACUAGCAGUCACCAAGCUGACUUAUUUUGAAAUUUACUCAUCACACAGGUCCUUUAAUCUGGUGCUUAUUAUUGUCUACACAUAGGCGACAUAUCUGCACAUAGCCUUCCAUGUUAUAUCGUCCCAUGCUUAGUUAGUUAGGCAGACAAGAGUAUCAAAUGUUUUCGUAUAUUUAUAGCACUAAUUUUAAUGUUGAUGUUUAUGCAUGUGGUGUGUUUAUUAGAUUUAGGGGGAGGUUUCAUGUGUGGUCGCUGUGGCUGAUGGUGAUGAUUGAUUUUCAGCCAUCAUGCAAUAACGUAUAGUUAUAGUGGGACCCUCCAAUUACGUAUAGGUUUUAAACCUUUAUUGUUUGAAUAGUGUUAUUUCAAAUUUUUCUCAAGUAAUAUUUGAUCUGAAUAUUGUUAGUCGAUCGGUCGGUUACGGUGGAUAAACUAGUGGGAAUCGGGAAAAGAGGAGGCGGUAAUGUAUAGUACUAGUGGAUCCACACCCACUAAUAACGUAUACUUUUUUUUUAUCGACUCUCGG